Diplodia corticola is the source of this 582-nucleotide messenger RNA. RefSeq lists its product as uncharacterized. NCBI's taxonomy places the organism in Eukaryota, Fungi, Ascomycota, Dothideomycetes, Botryosphaeriales, Botryosphaeriaceae. The transcript has 2 exons. The record is from RefSeq and is a predicted model, not a curated record. Bases 1 to 582 code for a protein of 193 amino acids.
AUGCCAGCUCCAACUUCCAGCGGCGGGACACCCGCACAGACUCGGGCUGGAAUCGAACUGGAAAUCAAGCAGACGCGACAGAAGCUUGCUCAACUCGAGGAGAAGCUAGAGGCGGAGAAAAAGCGCGACUCGGAGGACAACAACAGGAAGAAAAGGAAGUAUGAUGAGUUCAUGGGACCUCACGGAUCUUUCUACAGCCAUGAACGCCUGUGGAUGAACAUCUUCUCCAUUGCAAAUGUUGAGGGCACAAGCCGGCGGCUGUGGCCAGCAAGAAUCGCCAUGUAUGAUGAGAUACGCCGGGCUCUCACAAAGCUCCACGAGUCCCCCAUCUCUUCGCCCUCGUUCGACCGCAUCAGCCAUGAAGAACUCGAAGCUCUCAAUGAGAUUUGGGGCUGCAUUACCGCAGACCAGAACGCAAUCAGAGCAUGGGAAGAACCUCUUCUCACUUCAGUCCGCGACAGGAUCGUUGCCCUCACGGACAAAGCAAUCCCGGCUGACAACAGGCCCAAAGCCGACAACAGGCCCAAAGCCGACAACAAGCCCAAGGGACGCAGCAACCAGGCUCAGUGUUCUCCGAACUAA